Messenger RNA from Fundulus heteroclitus (mummichog), 5182 nucleotides. RefSeq names its product PCF11 cleavage and polyadenylation factor subunit (gene pcf11). Gene Ontology annotation, biological process: termination of RNA polymerase II transcription. The transcript has 17 exons. Bases 135 to 4883 code for a protein of 1582 amino acids. Gene Ontology annotation, molecular function: mRNA binding; RNA polymerase II complex binding. The record is from RefSeq and is a predicted model, not a curated record. Gene Ontology annotation, cellular component: mRNA cleavage factor complex; cytoplasm. Lineage: Eukaryota; Metazoa; Chordata; Actinopteri; Cyprinodontiformes; Fundulidae.
UAUGAGGCCUGUAGCUGCAGUCGCCAUUUUGUUGUCAGCGAAAACGAACCGAGAGCAAGUGACGGCGGCGGAAAAGCUCGAAGCGGGCCGUGUUUGUCGCCGGUUGUCGGCCCGACGGUUGUCCCGGUGAAUUAAUGGACUGUCUGCUGCUGCGGGGUAAUGGUUUCGGUCCGGCCGCUGUAGGUUUGUCCGGGUCUCGCAGCUGGAAGAUGGAGGAGCAGGCGGCCCGGGACGACGCCUGCAGGGAGUACCAGUCGUCGCUGGAGGACCUGACGUUCAACAGCAAACCGCACAUCAACAUGCUCACCAUCCUGGCCGAAGAGAACAUCCAGUUCGCCAAGGAUAUCGUCGCUAUUAUUGAAGCUCAAAUCAUGAAGGCCCCGGCCGCCGAGAAGCUGCCAGUUUUGUACUUAGUGGACUCCAUAGUGAAGAAUGUUGGAGGAGAAUACCUUGCAGUGUUUGCUAAAAACCUAAUCGCUUCAUUUAUUUGUGUCUUUGAAAAGGUGGACGAGAACACCAGGAAGAGCCUCUUCAAGCUGCGCUCCACCUGGGACGAGGUCUUCCCGCUCAAGAAGCUCUACGCGCUCGACGUCCGGGUCAACUCCCACGACCCGGCGUGGCCCAUCAAGCCGCUGCCGCCCAACGUCAACUCCAGCAUCCACGUCAACCCCCGCUUCCUGAAGCAGCCUGAGGAGAAGGCCUCGCCACAGCCGGCCCCGGCCAAGCCUGCGGCGGUGGCCCCGGGCCCCCAGGCGGCCCCCGCCGCCCCCCCGUCCAGCCUGACCCAGGAGCAGCUGAUCCGGCAGCAGCUGCUGGCCAAGCAGAAGCAGCUGCUGGAGCUCCAACAGAAGAAGAUUGAGCUGGAGCUGGAGCAGACCAAAGCUCAGCUGGGAGGAUUGGUGCUGCCGUCUUCGUCCACAGCGCCCCCUCUGGCUGAAUCCAGCACGACGCCGAGGCCCGCCAACCAAUCGGCUCCGGCUGUCCGGCCCUGGAUCCCCCCCCAGCCCCCCACCGACUCCAAACCAUCAACCAGAGACCCCCGUCUGAACCGCGGCGUCCCCUCCGCUGCGCCCCAGCUCAAAGAGCACCCGGCGGCCAAGAGGGAGAGCCCCCAUCCACCGGGGGGCGCCGCUGUCACCCCAGAGAAGAGGGUCCCUGAGAAACCCCCCCGGCUGGACAAAGCCCGGCCCCCCAGAAAAGACGCUUCUGAGGACAAGUUAAAGUCCAAAUCUCCGUCUCCUCUGACCAAAAGCCUGCAGAGCAAAAGCAAACCGCUGGAGGCCGACGCCCCAAAGCCCGGCGAGGCCUCCAAGAAAGACCCCAGACCCAAGAAGCGUCUGCCGGAGAAACCCGGCGAGGUGCGAGACGAGGAGCUGAAGGAGAAGAAGCGCUGCCUGGACAAGAAGGAGCGGGAGGAGGCGGCGAGGAGGUCUGAGCCUCCCAGGCCCAACAAGGCCAAGCUGGCCAACGGCCUGGCCGCCAAACACGACCACCUGGACCCCGCCGAUAAGAUGGAGCUGAAGCCCGGCAGCAACGCCCGCCGCAAACGCACCCGCUCACGCUCCCCCCCCGCCUCCCCCAAGAGGAAGGACCGCCGCUCCCCCAAGAGCCACGCCCGCAGCAGCUCCCUGUCCCCGUCCCACAAGCCCCCCAAACCCCGGCGGGUCCGCGCCGACGACCCGCCGCACGGCAAGCCGGGCCGAGAAGACCGGCUGGGCCCCAAAAAGGCCCCGUCAGAGAGCAGGAGGGCCAAGAGGCUGCUGGAGGACCGCCACGCAGAACCCAGGGACUCCCCACGGGGCCACGACGCCGGGGCCAAGGAGUCCAAGGAGUCCCUGCACCGCUGGAGGAGCGGCUGGGAGGAGAACAAGCACACCAAGAUGCCGGAGGACUCCCACACCAAGUCCGGGCCCCCGAGACACAAGUCACACGGGACCCCGACCCGCCCCAGCACCCCCAGAAGCCAGAAGAUCCGCCUCAGCGUGGACGCCAACCUGCAGAUCCCCGAAGUCCUCAACUCCGCCUCCAAGAAGGACCUGCUGAGGAGGGCAAGCAAGCGUCUGGAGAGCGGGGAGAUCUCCCAGGAGGACUUCCUGAACAUGGCGCACCAGAUCAAGCACUUCUUCCAGUACCAGGAGGAGAAGCAGCAGCGCUCCGAGGGCUGGGAGGGGCCCGGCCCCUUCCCCCCCAAGAAGCCGUCCCUGCUGGCGCCCCGCCCCCACCCCGUCAUGGACCCCGCAGAGCUGUCCUACUACGAGCACAAGUCCAAGCUGAGGAAGACGCAGGUCAACCACAGGCUCACCGGCGACGAGGCGCAGGAGGCGCAGGAGGACGGGGGCGAGCCGCUGGGGGGCGGCCGGGGCGGCGCCCACCCGUACGGCCGAGCAGGUGAACGGAGGAGCAAGGAGCGUGAGGAGGCGCGGCCCCCGCUGGCCCCCAUGGUGGAGGAGUACAACCACGGCAAGGAGUUCCCCAAGCUGAAGUCGCUGCCAGGCCUGCGCUUCAGGAGGAGAGCGGACCCCGCCGAGCCCAGUGAGCGUGAGUGGACCUCGCCGCUGACCGAGCGCCAGCUCUACGAAGACGAGCACAAGAGCGGCUACGACGCCCCGCGCAGAUACGGCCCCGCCGACGCACGCCGGCAGGAGGGGCCCCCUCCCUCUGUGGGGGUCCGCAGGAGCUCGCCGGGCCCCGCCGGGCUGGAGGCCCCGCCCCCCCGCUUUGAGCGGGAACGCCUGUCGCCUCUACAUCAGAAAGACUCUGCGGACGUGAGUCCGGUGCCGCGGUUCGAGAGCCCCAACAGCGAACACUCCGACGAGGGGCCCCUGGAUGCCCCCCCUCCUCACCUUCCCCCAUCGACCCUAAAGGGGGCCCCUCGCGGGGGGGCCCUUUCUGUGGGCCGACAGCACGUCGACUCGCCGGGACACACGCCUCCGCAUGAAGGAGGACAUCCUCCCUCACGCUUCAGCGGCCCCGCCCACAUGGGCCCCUCCAGACCACACCGCCCUGGCUGGUAUGAAGGCGGGGGCCCCGGGCGCUUUGACGAGCCGCAGUUUGAUGGCCCUCACAGGUUUGAAGGAGGGGGGCCAGCUCAUCACAACUUGUCAGAAAGGACCGAGGGCGCUGGGCCCUGUGAGGGGCCCCAUAUGGUGAUGGCAGGCGGAGGAGAUGGAAUAGGACCGUUUGAUGGGCCCCUGCAGGGCCCCAGCAGGUUUGGUGGCCCUGCAGGCCAACAGCAGCCGGUGAGGUUUGAGGGACAGAUGGGGGGCCCUGGUCACCUGGAGGGCCCCAUGCAGCGUUUUGAUGGACCAGGGCCCUUCAACAACAUGGGUCCCGGUCCGAUUGGCUUCCAGCAGCAGCGGCCCCUGCGCUUCGAGGGCCCCAAUAAUCAGAUGGGCCCCAAUAAUCAGAUGGGCCCCAAUAAUCAGAUGGGUCCCAAUAAUCAGAUGGGUCCCAUGAUGUUUGAGGGUCCCAAUCGCUUUGAGGGACCUGGUCCAGGACCCGGACCCAGGUUCGACCUACCUGGGGGGCCCCAUCAGCCUGGGCCCCAUCAGCCCGGGCCCCCACACUUCGACUACCCUCCUGGCCAGCAGGGCCCCCCCAGGUUCCCUCCUCAGCACAACAUCCAGCUCCCCAUGCAGCCCAUGGCCCCGCCCCUCUACGAGCCCCCCAUCGGGCCCCAGCAGAACUUCAUGGCCCCUCAGCGCUUCCCAGAACCCAUGAACCCUCAGUUCGCCCCGGGGCCCAACAUGGUGCCGGCAGGAAGCUUCAACAUGCAGCCGGUCCCGUUCAGCCAGCCGGGCCCCGGGCCCUUCUACAACCCCGCGGCUCCUGCUGUGGGCAUCCAGCAGCCGGUGAACCUGAUGGGGAACCUGAACCAACCGUUCCUGCCUCAGAACCCGGCGCCUUUCGGCCAGCAGGCUCCUCAGGUGGCGCCUCCAGAGAACCACUUCGGCCAGGUGGACGUUAACGACCUGCUGUCUAAGCUCAUCUCCACGGGGAUCAUCAGGCCGCCGUCGCAGGCGGAGGCGCCGCAGGCAGCCAGCGAGGCGACGGCCGCGGCCGCUGCUCCCCCCGCCGCCGCAGAGGAGGAGGAGGAGGAGCCGGAGGCAGAGCUGGAGGAGGAGGAAGAGGAGGAUGAAGACCUGCCAGACCUGACCAGCUUCAGCAUCGACGGCAUGAAGCAGCGCUACGAGAGCGUGGUGACCAAGCUGUACUCGGGGAACCAGUGCUGCCUGUGCAGCAUGCGCUUCACCGCCGCCCAGACCGACCUGUACGCCGACCACCUGGACUGGCACUUCAGGCAGAACCACGCCGGCAAGGUGGCCAGCAAGAAGGUCACGCACCGCCGCUGGUACUACUGCCUGACGGACUGGGUGGAGUUUGAGGAGAUCGCCGACCUGGAGGAGCGAGCCAAGAGUCAGUUCUUUGAGAAGGAGAACGAGGAGGAGGUCCAGAAGAACCAGGCGGCGGCCAAGGAGAAGGAGUUCCAGAGCGUCAGAGCCACCAAGGACCAAGUGGGAGAGUCCUGUGAAAUCUGCCAGGAGCCGUUUGAGACCUACUGGGUGGAGGAAGAGGAGGACUGGUUCCUGAAGAACGCCGUCCGGGUCGACGACAAGAACUUCCACCCUGCGUGCUUCGAGGAUUAUAAAAACACGUCGUCCUACCUGGACGUGACGCCGUCGCCCAGCCGGCUGAUGGCCGAGCACCCGCUGGGCGCCUUCAUCAAGACCGAGGAGGAAGAGGAGGCGGUGACUUCCUGUGCGGUGAAGCAGGAAGCUCAGAGCCGUCCGUGCGGCGCUCCUGAGCCGGAGGAGGCGGCGCCCGCGGCCCCGGAGGCCCCUGAGGGCCCGGCGGACUCGGCUCAGUCCGAGGACAAAGCGUGACGCAGCGCCGCUCCUCUUCGUCCCUCCGGGUCGAAGUUUUUACAACUUGAAUACAUUUUGGUAUUUGGAUUGGUACGCGGCCAUUUCAGGCUGCUCUUCUGUUCUGUCGGCUGUAAAUGAUUUAAUUUAUACAUUAAAGUAUUUUUGGUAACUCUGGUCUACAGCUGCUGUUUGCUGCCUGUACUUACAGUCUAUUGGCUGCUUUGUUGAUGAGUCAUCACAGGUGUUGAAGGUAAGCAGCAUCUGAUUGGACGACGACGAGGUUCUGGUUUCCCUUCAAUAAACGAGUCUGAAAGUUG